Molecule: messenger RNA, 1146 nt
Organism: Talaromyces atroroseus
Lineage: Eukaryota; Fungi; Ascomycota; Eurotiomycetes; Eurotiales; Trichocomaceae
Exons: 2
Coding region: 1-1146 (381 amino acids)
Source: RefSeq, a predicted model, not a curated record
AUGGUCGCAACAAAAGACGCAUUGACUACGAAAGUGGCAUCUGGAACUCCCUACCAGCUUGAUAAACCGCAGGUCCUCCGAGCCUCAACCGCGCUGCUUCGUCACAUCAAAUCCCAACAGCAAGAAAAGGAAGAGACAUCAACCAAGAUAACCCUCAUUGGGGAUGAUGAUGACUCCGACACUGAAGAAUCUUCGACCACCAACGAAUUGGUCUGGCUGAUCAUGACGACAAAGAAGCACGUGGUGGACAAGAACCGCCUUAAGCCCGGCAAAAUUAGCAUCCCACACUCCAUGAAUAAAUCUUCUUCGCUAAACAUCUGUCUGAUCACUGCCGAUCCGCAGCGUUCCGUCAAAGAUAUCAUCGCUGACCCGGCCUUUCCGUCUACUCUUUCCUCGCGCAUCACCAGAGUUAUCGGGCUGACAAAGUUGAGGGAACGCUACAAGAGCUUCGAGAGUCGGCGACAGCUGCUUGCAGAGCACGACGUGUUUCUUGCCGACGACCGAAUUAUCAUGCGAUUGGUUGAGACGCUAGGCAAAAUCUUCUACCAGUCCAGCAAGCGCCCAAUCCCUAUCCGCAUCGAGAAAAUUGAUAAGGUUGAUGGCAAGCGUGUGAAGAACAAGUCACCCAAAGCCAAAGAAGAGCGCAGUGCCAAUUUUGCUUCACCGCUGGUGGUUGCGAAAGAGAUUGAGAAAGCUUUGAACAGUGCGCCUGUCUACCUCGCCCCAUCUACCUCAACGGCAGUGCGCGUCGGAACCUCUGGCUUGGCACCGGAGCAACUAGUUGAAAAUGUGCAAGCUGUGGUGAAUGGCUUAACAGAGAAGUUCAUUACAAAGGGCUGGAGAAAUGUAAAAGCCAUCCAUAUUAAGGGACCCACGACAAUGGCCUUGCCCAUCUGGCUCGCCGACGAAUUAUGGCUGGAGGAAACAGAUGUCCUAGAAAAGACAGAGGAGGAGACAAAGGCAGAAGACAGUGAGAAGAACGUGAAAAAGAGGAGGAACCAGGGUGACGAUGUUCCACGAGAGUCGACCAAGAAGACCAAAAAGCUCAAGGCAGCUGCAGACGAUGACGAAGCAUUCAGGAAAGAAAAGCUCCAGAAACGCAAGGUGCAAGCACUGGAAGAAGGAAAGGUUAAGGGAAAGAAGUGA